AUGCCACCGUGGGUGAUAUGUCAACUUCCAGUGAUAGCAGUUCGAUCCAUGCUAUUGAUGGCUGUACUUGCGACUUUCUGGGGCCUUACCUCAAAGCCUGGUUUUGCUGUACAAGGAACAGACUCAUCUAGCAAUUAUCCCACCUUUAUACGGAAUGAUACAGAAUUUGAGCACCUCGCGUUGCAUCCUCACCCGAGUGUGGGUCGAGUUUAUGUCGGAGCGCGGGACAACUUGUUUCAAUUGGAUAAAUUUCUCCAGCUUGAACUUCAGGACCACACCGGACCAAUCAUAGAUAGUCAAGAGUGCUUGCCUCCUGUAACUGAGAGUAACUGCCCUCAAGCAAAGCUUACGAGCAACCACAACAAGCUUUUACUGAUUGACGCAUACUCCAUGGAACUCAUUACUUGCGGCAGUGUCAGCCAAGGUAUCUGCCAAAAACGAAGUCUUGAUUCUGUCAACAAAGUCCUAUUCUCUACGGAGACGCCGGUGGAUACCCAGUAUGUAGCGGCUAAUCAUCCCAAUGUCAGUACUGUUGGGCUCAUCGUUCAGUCUCAUCCGAACAGGCAGCCGGUUCUUUUUGUAGGGCGAGGCUACACAAGCAGCCAUCCACCCAUUGCCACAAGAAACCUGGACCAGGAACCCAUCUUUUCUUAUGAGGAAACUGCAAAGUUGGCUGUGGCCGGGCGUCUCUCUGAAUACGACCAUCAUUUUGUUGCAUCCUUUGCCCACCGUCAUCACGUGUACUUCCUUUUCUACAGACGUGACUUGAGGUCAAAAUCACGCGAGUACCGUACCUACAUCUCUCGUUUAUGUUUGGACGAUCAAGCCUAUUAUUCAUACGUGGAAGUGCCCUUGACGUGUCGUUCCCGAGCAGGAAAAAAUUAUAAUCUCCUUCAAGCGGUUCAGCUCGGGUUUUCCAAAGAUGGCAAAAUGAGUCAAGGGUCUGAGAUUGUUCUUGGGGUUUUUUCCACUCGGCUAGCUUCGUCAAACCGACCGAGUGAGGAAUCUGCCCUAUGCGUGUUCAACCUGGAAGAUGUGGACCGCAGGAUUAACUCCACCAGAGACCUAUGUUACACACAGAUGGGCCAAGAGUCCGGAAUGGAGGCGGCCUACAUUGAGUAUGAAGUCAAAUCGAAAUGCGUCAACUUACUUGAGAACACUCUCGAUCGGUACCCUUGUGGGUCUGAUCACACACCUAGCCCCAUGGGUAGUCGGAUUGCCGUGGAAGCCGAAACCAUUUUGGACAGCCCCUCUGCUCGACUCACAGCUGUUGCUGUUAGCAUAAGGGCGGGACAUACGAUUGCAUUCCUGGGAGACUCCAAAGGAAAACUUCACAAGGUCUUCCUGGGGCCAAAGGGUGAGGUGGAGGAGUACUCCAUAAUCUCCAUUCAGCAGAACUCAGUCAUCAGUUCAGACCUUAUCCUGGAUGAAGAGGAGCAGCAUCUUUUCAUCAUGACUCAUAACAUGCUACAAAAGAGACCAGUUGCUGAAUGCAGGCAACAUCCGGACUGUCACUCCUGCCUACAGGCCCAUGAUCCCUACUGUGGCUGGUGUGUCCUGGAGGGAAGAUGUGUUUUGCAGUCAAAUUGUCGCCGUGGGGACCAAACCGGCCAGUGGCUCUGGAGCUUUGACAUGGAACAGCAGUGCCUGGCUGUUCAAGAUCUCAAUCCGUCCAACAUCAGCAGGGGGGAAAGCAGGACAGUCUCUCUGUCAGUUCCUGGGCUUCCAGUGUUAAAAAAAGGGGAGUCCUACUCCUGUUUCUUCCAAGGGUUCCACAGCCCUGCUACCGUCACUGGAAGUGGUGUCACUUGUAACUCCCCACACACCAGCCAAGUUCCUAUGGUACCUCCAGGACAGGAUUUUGUCACAGUCCUUUUAUCUCUUCGUUUUGGUGAUGUCACCGUUGCAGAGAGAGAUUUCAUCUUUUAUGACUGCACGGCGGUUAAGCAGCUUUCCGGAAGUAUGCUUUGUCGUGGUUGUGUUCUGAGCCGAUGGGGUUGCAAUUGGUGUGUUCACCAGCACUCAUGUACCCACAACCCAACCUGUGAGGAGGGAGUUAUCAUCUACAACCAACAUUUUAAACUACCCACCUCAGCUCCUCCCACAACCAAAAUGACAAAAGUUUUUACAACCCCAACCACCACCACCACAGUGGUGGCCACAACCACCACGAAAGCCAUCACGGAGGCUCCCAUAACAACCGCAACAACCGUUGCCACAACCACUACAGUUCCUGUCGCUGCUUUGACCACUCGGGCGGAGACCACCCCCGUUACACGUACGUCCCAACAGACCGUUGCUCUUCAGAUGACCGACACCCACACCAGCCCUCAGCCUUCAAGUACCCUGGCCAUCACCGAACCCGCACCCAUCACAUUUCUACCUCGAGACACUACAACCAGGAUGAACGAAUCCCCUGAUACAGGUGAAGUUAUGGUCAUCACUGAAACUGGCUUGGAGGGUGCUGAAGUUACGCCAAGUACAGAAUUAUUGUCUGUGACCACUGGAGGGGAUCUAAUGCCUAUAAUGCCUAUGGUGAUCCCACCCCCUGACUCUGACGUAGACGCCACAGAAGUGAUGACAGAGUUGCCCGAGACCGAAACCCAGGAACUAGGAGGAACACUCAGCUGGGUGGAUCCGCUCACUCCAACAUCAUCUGGCAUGCCUCAACCUACACCCUUUCCCAUUGGCGAACCAGCCAGCACCAAGUCAUCCAGCCUACUGGAUCUGACCCAAGCACCAUCCACUGUACCCCCCUUAGACUCUCAAACUCAGUCUCAAAGUAGGGACACUAACCCUGAUGCGCUCUGGCCCAAGGAGCAGGACAGCAUCACUGCGGAUGGAACUGUCCUUGCAGAAAAUGAUACCGCCACUUUUUCAGCUGCCACCGUGCUUUCCGGUGAUGGUGAAGUUGACCAUGCUUCCCCAGUUUAUCCUCAAUUGGUGGAUACUGAGCUGGACUACCAGUAUGAUCCUGCUGACAGCUUCCUCCCGGGGGAUGAGGGCUCUUAUGUCAGCUGGGGUGCUUCUGCUUGCCCUUGUGUGGAGAAGGUCCAGGGUUCAUCAUUACUCCCUGUCAGAGUGGAGAGGAAAAUCACUUUACUUGCCCGCAAUCUACAUCUAUACCAGGAUACAGAGCUGGAUUACCAAUGUGUUUUGGUCAUUGAGGGGCAAACUGUGGUUGUAGAUGCCUAUGUGGAGACUGAUGACAUGAAUCCAUCCAACUAUGACAUUACCUGUCAACUACACCAGUACACUUAUUCUGCUCCUGUGGACGAACAUCAAGCGAUGGUAUACGUGAAGAGGAGGGGCACGUUCCAUGUCGACAGCGCUCCUGAUCUUUAUGUGACUUUGUACAACUGUUCUGUGGGACGGUCCGACUGUAGUCGCUGCCACACAGCAGAACAUAAGUAUGGUUGUGUGUGGUGUGGAGGUGCACAGGCCAGUUGUUUGUAUUCUGGCUCAUGCGGUCAGCCGGUACAGGAGACAUGCCCUGCUCCGGUCAUUCAUUCUAUUGAGCCACUCUCUGGUUUGCUGGAAGGUGGCACAAUGGUGACAAUAACAGGCUCCAAUCUGGGCCAAAAAGCUGAGGACGUCCUCAAUUCUGUAUUGGUGGCUGGUGUGACUUGCGUGGUCAUACCCAGUCUCUAUGAAGUUUCCUCCAGGAUUGUUUGCAGAACAAAAGCAAGUGUUGGAGAGAAAGUGGGCCACGUGUCUGUUACAGUGAGUGGUGGAGCGUUUGGCUUGUCGAGUCAGACAUUCAGCUUUCAGGAUCCAUUUGUGAUGGGAGUAUUGCCCAAAAGAGGCCCGAAAGCUGGUGGAACAACUCUGACAAUUAGCGGCCGAAACCUGUUGACAGGCCGUCCUUCUGAUCUAACUGUCACUGUGGGAGGAGUGCCCUGUAAAAUUGUCUCAGAGGUUCAUCACUCCAGUGUACAGUGUGUGACAAGUAGCAGCAACAAAACGGGGAGUCAGCAGGUUACUCUGCAUUAUGGCAGCAGCCACCGCCACCUGCACACGUUAUCUUACCACUACACUCACAACCCCAACAUCACGCAUGCCAAGCCAACUAAGAGCUUUAUGAGUGGCGGUCGACUGAUCUAUGUGUCAGGCCACAACCUGGAUGUAGUGCAGGACCCGCAGAUGGUUGUGACAGUGUUUCCCGAUGAGUCCAACCAGAAAAAUAAGAGUAGCAGAAGGAAGAAAAGAAGUACAGCGGGUAGAGGCGAUCGUCAGAAGAGAUUGGCCGAAAUGGUACCUGACCCAGUUUGUUCGGAUCAGCUCUGCUCUGCCAAACAGUUUACAGAACGUUGCGAGGUGAAUUCCUCCACCUUGAUCCUCUGUCGAUCCCCUAUGGUGGACUCGUCUGUUUGGGGAUCAAAGGUCACUGUGGAGUUUUUGCUGGAUAACCUGCACUUUGACGUCAACACUGUGAACCCGCAAGCCUUCAGCUAUGAGCCCAACCCUGUCCUUCGCCCACUGAAUCAGCAAGACCCUCUUAAGGCAUAUCGCUACAACCCAGGCAGCUUCAUCCAGCUUGAGGGGGAAAAUCUAGACCUGGCCAUUAACAAGGAGGAGGUGGUUGUACUAAUCGGGAAGGGUGUGUGUGCUGUUAAGACGCUUACUCGAAACCAUCUGUACUGCGAACCUCCACCUCAUCAGCCUGCAUCAGGAGCUAAUGGCAAGAAACGUGAGGGUGCUGACAACCUGCCCGAAUUUACCGUCCAUAUGGGAAACUUAAAUUUCUCUCUGGGUAAGGUUCAGUAUGACAAUCUAGGCCUGGCCACCUUUCCCCUGGAAGCUCAGAUUGGAGUUGGAGUGGGCGCAUCCAUUGUGGCACUCGUUGUCCUUAUCAUCGUACUUGUAUACAGGAGAAAGAGCAAGCAGGCUUUGAGAGACUACAAAAAGGUGCAAAUCCAACUAGAAAACCUUGAAACCAGUGUAAGGGACCGUUGUAAGAAGGAGUUCACAGACCUGAUGACAGAGAUGAUGGACAUGUCAAGUGACCUCGUUGGCUCUGGCAUCCCUUUCCUUGAUUACCGGAUGUACGCAGAACGCAUUUUUUUCCCCGGCCACCGAGAGUCGCCACUGAGGCGAGACCUGGACGUAAAGGAGUGCCGCAGACAGACGGUGGAGCAGGGUCUGGUGCAGCUAUCUAACCUUCUCAACAGUAAACUUUUCCUGACAAAGUUCAUUCAUACUCUGGAAAGCCAGCGGACAUUUUCUCCACGAGACCGUGCGUACGUUGCCUCUUUACUUACGGUGGCACUGCACGGCAAGCUGGAAUACUUUACGGAUAUCCUCAAAACCCUCUUGAACGACCUUGUGGAUCAGUAUGUGGCCAAGAACCCGAAACUGAUGUUGCGCAGAACCGAGACAGUUGUGGAGAAGCUGCUGACCAACUGGAUGUCCAUCUGUCUUUAUGCUUUUCUCAGAGACUCUGCCGGGGAGUGUCUUUACAUGCUUUUCAGGGCAAUAAAGCACCAGGUAGAUAAAGGGCCGGUUGAUGCUGUCACUGGCAAGGCCAAAUACACACUUAAUGACAACCGCUUGCUGAGAGAAGACGUGGAGUACAAGACCUUGACACUCAAUGUGCUAGUGCAGGGUGGAGGAAUGAAUGAGUGCCAGCCGCUACCCUCAAAGGUGCUGGACUGUGACACCAUCACACAGGUGAAAGAGAAGUUGCUGGAUCAGGUGUACAAAGCCACCUCUUUUUCUUACCGACCACAUGCUGACUCAUUGGACCUAGAAUGGCGGUCUGGUGUUGCCGGUCAUCUUAUCUUGUCAGAUGAAGACUUAACAUCUGUGGUCCAGGGUAACUGGAAACGACUCAACACCCUGCAGCACUACAAAGUCCCAGAUGGUGCUACAGUAGCUCUGGUGCCUCGCCACACGAAACACAUUCACCACGACAACCAUGAUUACGUAGCUGGAGAGAAAACACCAAUGCUGGAAGACGCAGAUGAGGGUGGCGUGAGACUCUGGCAUUUGGUGAAGGCCAGCGAAGAGCCGGAGCUCCCCAAACAUCGUAGAGGGAGUCUGAGGGAACGAGAGAGGGCCAAGGCCAUACCAGAGAUCUACCUGACCCGCUUACUUUCCAUGAAGGGGACCUUGCAGAAAUUCGUAGAUGAUUUGUUUACCGUUAUCCUCAGCACUAGUCAACCUGUCCCACUGGCUGUCAAAUACUUCUUCGAUCUGCUGGAUGACCAAGCUGGUCAACACAAUAUCUCUGACCCAGAGACUAUACACAUUUGGAAGACCAACAGUCUCCCCCUGCGUUUUUGGAUCAACAUUGUCAAGAAUCCUCAAUUCAUCUUUGAUGUGCAAGCCUCAGACCACGUGGACGCCGUGCUGUCGGUCAUCGCUCAGACCUUCAUGGAUUCCUGUACCAUUGCUGAGCACAAAUUGGGUCGGGAUUCACCCAUCAACAAGCUGCUUUAUGCUAGAGACAUCCCACGUUACAAGCAGAUGGUGGAAAGAUACUAUGCUGACAUCAGGCAAACUGUCUCUGCCAGUGACCAGGAAAUGAACUCUGCUCUAGCUGAACUAUCAAGGAACUAUUCAGAAGAACUGAACUACUUGGUUGCACUGCAUGAGCUGUACAAGUAUAUCAAUAAAUACUACGACCAGAUAAUCACAGCUCUGGAGGAGGACACCACAGCCCAGAAAAUGCAGCUUGGUUACAGACUACAGCAGAUUGCUGCGGCCGUAGAGAACAAGGUCACAGAUUUGUGA
Molecule: messenger RNA, 6735 nt
Organism: Nerophis lumbriciformis (worm pipefish)
Lineage: Eukaryota; Metazoa; Chordata; Actinopteri; Syngnathiformes; Syngnathidae
Source: RefSeq, a predicted model, not a curated record